AUGUCACUGUCAAACAAAAUCAAAUAUUUGAUCAUUAAUGCGGACGAUUUCGGAUAUUGUUCAAAUCGUGAUUCAGCUAUAAUCGAUCUGUUCAAACAACAGUCAAUAUGUUCAACAAGUCUUCUUGUCAAUGGUUCUAGCGCAUAUCAAGCAUGUUUGGCCGCAAAAUUAUGCAAUCUUCCAGUAGGUAUCCAUCUUAAUCUAACUGAAGGUCGACCAGUGACAGAUGAUCUAUUCAAAAUUCGAUCGUUAGUCAAUACCCAAGGUCUCAUGCAUGGUAAAUAUGGUUUACGUAGAGAAUUAGAGCAAGGAACUAUCAGACGAGAACAUGUUCAACAUGAGAUACAGAUGCAGAUAAAUAGAUACAAAGAAUUCACCGGUGGGAAGCUCCCAAGUCAUAUUGAUGGACAUCAGCAUAUUCAUGUUCAUCCACUGAUUGUUGAAAGUGUUGCCCGAGUUGCUAAACAGUAUCAUAUCGAUUACAUUCGUGUGCCUAAUGAUCAGACGAUUGAUUCGUUCGAAAUGGGUCAGCAGUCGUUCUAUCGAGAGAUUGUUCAAGAAGCACGAAUGGCGAUGAACGUGUUUGAUCGACAUUCGUUGAUCUAUCCGAAGUAUUUUCUCGGUAUCACGCUGAUGGGUAAAGAGUUCACAUUGGAGAAUAUCGAAAGAUGUUUACAAAUGUUGGAGAAAAAUCAGACGGAAAACAUCUAUGUGGAACUGAUGUGUCAUCCAGGUCAUCCAUGCGAUCGAUUUCUUGGUGGCUGCGGAACUAAUACUCCCGAUGAAUUUUCUCAGUCAGAUGAUCGAGAACAUGAAUAUCGUCUUUUAUCGAGUAGACAGUUGAAAGUUUUAUUCGAAAAAUAUAAUGUUCAGCUCUGCAGUUAUGCUUCUAUGUGUUAA
Adineta ricciae is the source of this 900-nucleotide messenger RNA. NCBI's taxonomy places the organism in Eukaryota, Metazoa, Rotifera, Eurotatoria, Adinetida, Adinetidae. The record is from the annotation of a GenBank genome assembly.